AUGGCAAAUCCCCAUGAACUUUCACAAACAGUUUCAUUAACUAAUGGUCAUAGUUAUGACAUAUUUUUAAGUUUUAGAGGUGUAGACACUCGGUAUAACUUCACAAAUCACCUUCAUAAGGCCCUCUUAGAUGCCAAUAUCGAGACAUUCUUGGAUGAAGUGAUUGCAUAUGGAGAAGAUUUGAGACCAGAACUGGAAACUGCAAUUAGAUCAUCCAGGGCAUCUAUUGUUGUGUUUUCAGAAAACUACGCUUCUUCGAGAUGGUGCCUUAAUGAAUUGGUUUGGAUUCUAGAACAACAAAAGAACUCUGACCAUAGAAUUAUCCCGGUCUUCUAUCACGUUAAUCCUGCUGAUAUAAAGGACCUACAAGGAAGCUUUGGAGAUGCAUUCGCAAAGCAUAGGCAAAAGAUUGAGGACGAGAGAAAUCCGGAGAUAAGAAGUCAACUGGUUUCGAAGAUGAAGCUAUGGAGAGAAGCACUUGUAAAGGUUGCUGGUUUGAAAGGGCAUGAUGUAGAUGACAAAAAGUAA
Erigeron canadensis is the source of this 528-nucleotide messenger RNA. RefSeq names its product disease resistance protein RPV1-like. Bases 1 to 528 code for a protein of 175 amino acids. The record is from RefSeq and is a predicted model, not a curated record. Gene Ontology annotation, biological process: signal transduction. NCBI's taxonomy places the organism in Eukaryota, Viridiplantae, Streptophyta, Magnoliopsida, Asterales, Asteraceae. The transcript has a single exon.